AUGGAGCUACUUCCCCUGAAUCUGAGUCCAGGAACAGCUUUCAAUCUGCAAGUGGACCCUUUGUGGCUACAACGUCGGGCCGUGGAGGAACAGGUGGAGCUGUGGUGGUUCAGAGAGCCACAUGUGUCUUUCCUGUGCUACUGCUUUUCGGUGGCUAUGGUUCUGGGCCUGGGCACGGCUGGCGUGGGUCUGCUUUCUACAGCCUCCUCCGCUGUGGGAUCCUCGGCAGUGUGGCGUUUGGGUGUAGGUUCAACGCUCUGCCUCCUGGCUCUGGUGGUCCUCAUGAAGCAGCUGCUCAGUUCUGCUGUACAGGACAUGGGAUGCGUACGCAACCGGAGACGCAUAGACCAGCUGCGGACCGGAGGAACUGUGGAUCCCUUGCUGUUGCUUUUCACUGGCUCGGCACUGCUGAUUUGUGGGACCACGCUGCUCGGUCUCAACCGGUCAGAUAUGUUUCUUUCUGGGAUGACCCUCUUGGCCAGUGGGGCUGCGGUGGUGCUAGGUGUGAUGGUGUAUGGAGUGGUGGUUUAUGUGGAGGGAAGGAGAAACAUAAGAAGACAAAGAAGAAGACGUAGGGUAAGAGUAUACACAGUGAUGGGGUCAAGAAACCGACCAUGGAGAGAUUCGACCUCUAGUCAUUCGAAUUUGUUAUGAGAGGAGAAAAACUGAACACAAUCACAGUAUUGAAUUGUCAAAAUUGCAUUUUAUCAUACUGUUAUUGUUUACACAGUAUUUAUACAGUAGGAUUGUGGGGCUAGUUGUCACACUGGAAAAGUUGCCCAGAAGGUUUGUGUCUAAUAAUCAUGCCGUGUUUUUUUCUAGCAGUGGUUUGGAAGUUGUUUCAAACUGUUCCUCUUAGGAUAAAUUCUGAUCUAAAAUCAAAAAAUCUUGGUGCUCUACUUAUUUUGUUAAGGUAGCUGUGUUUUCCAUACUGUGAAUGUUUUACCAUUGGGCAUUGUUAACCAACAACACUCAUAUAAAGGUAUAUUAAUGAGUAGAUUAGCAUAUAUUAAGUUUAUAUGAUAUUUUUCCAUCUCAUAAUUCCUUACAAUUUGCUGCUGUGCAAACAAUAAUGCCACACAUUAUUGUCAUAAUAUUCAGGAAAUAUUAAAAGAAAGACCAAUAAAAAAUUAAUUUUACUUGUAUAUGUUU
Molecule: messenger RNA, 1152 nt
Organism: Paramisgurnus dabryanus
Lineage: Eukaryota; Metazoa; Chordata; Actinopteri; Cypriniformes; Cobitidae
Gene: tmem125b
Product: transmembrane protein 125b
Source: RefSeq, a predicted model, not a curated record